Molecule: messenger RNA, 3719 nt
Organism: Oncorhynchus kisutch (coho salmon)
Lineage: Eukaryota; Metazoa; Chordata; Actinopteri; Salmoniformes; Salmonidae
Product: phosphatidylinositol 4-kinase type 2-alpha
Exons: 10
Coding region: 150-1478 (442 amino acids)
Biological process (GO): endosome organization; phosphatidylinositol phosphate biosynthetic process; Golgi organization
Cellular component (GO): plasma membrane; lysosomal membrane; trans-Golgi network
Molecular function (GO): 1-phosphatidylinositol 4-kinase activity
Source: RefSeq, a predicted model, not a curated record
CCGAGUGGGUGGGUCUUUAUGCAGAGGAUGACAGUCAUGUUUUGUUUGAAAGCUUGGAAUCAACAGCAUCGAAACAACACCUCGUCUGAUUCCCUGGCUCCUGUCUGUCCAUUUACCCGCCGCUGUAAUACCCGAAAUCCCACGCUGAAAUGGAAGAAACGAGCCCCCUCGUCUCUCCUCUCCAGCACUCCAUUGAUUACAACUACUGCCAGAGCGAAGCCACCAGUCCAAUAACUCCGGGUUCUGUGGUGCGAGUGUCGGCUGGGAGCCCUGGACGCAGCCGGGAGAGACAGACGCUUUUGGUCAGGGACAGAGGGAACUCUCCGCGGGAUCCACACAGGAAUGAGUUUCCAGACGACCCAGAGUUUCGGGAGAUCGUGAGGAAAGCAGAACAAGCCAUAGAAGAAGAGAUCUUUCCAGAGAUCAUCUGCCAAGGAUCUAGUGGUAGUUACUUCGUGAAAGACUCUCAAGGGAACGUAAUCGGUGUGUUCAAGCCUAGGAACGAGGAGCCGUAUGGUCAGCUAAACCCAAAGUGGACCAAGUGGCUCCAGAAGCUGUGUUGUCCCUGUUGCUUCGGACGGGACUGUCUGGUCCUGAACCAGGGACAUCUGUCUGAGGCCGGGGCCAGUCUGGUGGACCAGAAACUACAGCUCAAUAUCGUGCCCCAGACCAAGGUGGUGUACCUGGCCAGUGAUACGUUUAACUACAAUGCUAUAGACAGAGUCAAGUCUCGGGGAAAGAGGCUAGCUCUGGAGAAAGUUCCCAAAGUUGGACAGCGCUUCAACAGAAUAGGCCUCCCUCCUAAGGUGGGAUCAUUCCAGUUGUUUGUGGAGGGCUACAAAGACGCAGACUAUUGGCUAAAGCGGUUUGAGGCAGAGCCUCUUCCAGAGAACACCAAUCGGCAGCUGCAGCUUCAGUUCGAGAGACUGGUGGUCCUCGACUAUAUAAUCAGGAACACAGAUCGGGGGAAUGACAACUGGCUUUUAAAAUACGACUGUCCAAUGGACAUAGAAAGAAACCGGGAGACAGACUGGGUGGUGGUAAAAGAGCCUAUUAUCAGACUGGCAGCCAUAGACAAUGGUCUUGCCUUCCCAAUCAAACACCCUGACUCCUGGAGAGCCUAUCCAUUCUACUGGGCGUGGUUAUCUCAGGCUAGGGUUCCUUUCUCUGAGGAGAUUAGGGACUUGGUUCUGCCGAAACUGACCGACCCCACCUUCAUCAAAGACCUGGAGGAAGACCUCUACCAACUCUUUAAGAAGGAUCCAGGGUUUGACAGAGGACAGUUCCACAAACAGAUAGCUGUGAUGAGAGGACAGAUUUUGAACCUGAGCCAGGCCCUGAAGGAGCGUAAGACCCCCCUACAACUGGUGCAGAUGCCCCCAGUCAUAGUGGAGACAGCCAGAGCACCACAGAGAGCCAACAGUGAGUCCUACACACAGAGCUUCCAGAGCAGGAAACCCUUCUUUACCUGGUGGUAGAGGAGGAGGCCAAGUAGAAGAGGAGGUAAGAGAGGGAGAGACUUGAGAUGGAGGAAGACUGUAUAGCACUGGAGCAGAAAGAGAGGAUAGUGAGAAGCGAGACAGAUGAAGAGGGAAGAGUAGGGAGGAAGAAUGGACCAGAUUGAGAGACUGGAGAUGGAGGAAGACUGUAUAGCACUGGAGCAGAAAGAGAGGAUAGUGAGAAGCGAGACAGAUGAAGAGGGAAGAGUAGGGAGGAAGAAUGGACCAGAUUGAGAGACUGGAGAUGGAGGAAGACUGUAUAGCACUGGAGCAGAAAGAGAGGAUAGUGAGAAGCGAGACAGAUGAAGAGGGAAGAGUAGGGAGGAAGAAUGGGCCAGAUUGAGAGACUGGAGAUGGAGGAAGACUGUAUAGCACUGGAGCAGAAAGAGAGGAUAGUGAGAAGCGAGACAGAUGAAGAGGGAAGAGUAGGGAGGAAGAAUGGACCAGAUUGAGAGACUGGAGAUGGAGGAAGAAAACCUCUGCCUUACUUCAGUUUCAUCAGCCAGUAAAGCUCUUCCCUGCUCAUAACCAAUAGGAAGUCAGAUAUGUUUCUACCUUCCCUGGAACCCAUCAGAGACAGUUGUGCUGUAACUACAGACAUAAGAGCGAGAGAGUAGUGUCAAAAUUCAGAACGAAUGUAGCUUACGAAUGAUAUUUUUAAAUAAAUAUAAAGGGGUAAAGAAUGGUAUGUUAAGACAGUUGGGUAGCCCUGCACUGGUAGUUGGCUGAAAGAGAUGAUUAUAAAGACCCAAAACUGUGAAAGACUCCCACUGUGGUUAGGUUCCCAUUGCCAAUUGAUGGUUGUAUUUAUUGUAACCAGUCACUGAAGGAGAAUGCUGAAGAAGUCUUUUUUUCUAUCAUUGCAAAAUGUCAACAUAUGGUAGUCCAAUCAAAUUCAAGUGCACAGAAUAUCUUUUUACCUAAGGUUAAACAUUUCAGCCCCAACGGGUCACUUUCCUUACCAAAUUACAGCCUUCUAGCAUCUCUUAUGGCCUCUGAAGCAUGACAUUACCAUGAACAGUAUGGCCUGUAGCUAGCAAGCAGAGAAGUCAAGUGUCCUGAUAUUCGUAGCUAUAAUCUUUAUGGUCUGUUAGGGUUGCAACAUUACAGUAACUUUCUCAAAGGUUUUUCAGAAAUCCUGGUUGGAAAAUGUCCUGCUUUUACCCUUCUGAUUCCAGGAGUUUUCCAACCAGAAAACCUAGGAAUGUUGUGAAAGUUACUGUAAUUUUGCAAUCCUAUGGUGGUAUGUAUGCUUGUAUGCUGUGGUCAGACAUUCAGCAUUUGGGCCUUAUUUGAAUGAGUGUCUUCCUUUGACCCAGAAGAGCCUGCCCACAGGAGGUUGGUGGCACCUUAAUUGGGGAGGACGGGCUGGUGGUAAUGGCCAGAGCGGAAUGGUAUCAAAUACAUUAAAUAAAAUGUUUCCAUGUGUUUGAUGCCAUUCCAUUCACUCCAUUCCAGACAUUAUUAUGAGCCGUUCUCCCCUCAGCAACCUCCACUGAGCCUGACUGAAGUAGCCUGGUUAAACCAGAAUGAACGCAGCACUCACCAUUGUUUCACUUCAUGAGUGCCGUGUUAAAUAUGGGUUAACCAGGCUAUGAUAGAAGGGCCACGUUACAGGUGGUACUAACUACUCAUACUGGGAUUGAAGUUUGUACUGCAGAUUGUACUGGGCCAUGUUCAUUAGGGCAAACCGUGGGAAAAUGUUUUGCAACAGAAAACAAAAAUAAGCAUGUCUUAUUGGACUAGGCCAGAUGGUACCUUCUGAUUUCACUCCUUUUUGGACACUUUUUGUCCAUUUCGUGCCUACUGAACAUAAACCAGGUAACAGUGCCUGUUGUGUUAUGGGCAUCUGCAUGUGAUGGCAGCCCUGUGGCGCCACCUAUGGGAUGACUGCAAUGUACUGUCUCAGAAACGCACAUUGCCUGUUUCCUCACAUCUUGUUUAUUUAAAUGUACAUUUCCUGCUAUAGUAACCAAACUGUCCUACUAAUGUAUUGUAUUGACAAAUCACAGGAGGUUGGUGGCACCUUAAUUGGGGAGGGGCUUGUGGUAAUGGAUGGAGUGGAAUGGGAUUGUAUUAAAGACAUGGUUUCCAUGCGUUUGCCAUUUCAUUUACUCCGUUCCAGCCAUUAUGAGCUGUCCUCCCCUUCGCAGCCUCCACUGAUACGAUUUGUACUGUAUGUAAAGAAUGAAAUGCAUAAAGAAUUGCACUAUUCCAUUA